AUGAAUUUUAAUGAUGAUAAAUUAGACCAAGGUCAAGUUAAAAAUAAUAAUAACAAUCAUUUUCAACCACAACAACAACAACAAAAACAUUUUAAAGGUACGAAUAAUGGUAUUAGGAAUUUCAAUGAUUUAAAAGUUGAAUUCGAACAUAUUAGAAAUAAUUUAAUAUCAUUAGAAUCAGAGAUAUCUAAAGGAAAAAGAGAUAAACAACCCUUUAAGAAUAAUUGUGAUAACCAAUUAUUGAUUAAAAAUCAAGAAUUAAAAAAUCAAAUUAGAAAAUAUAAAGAAAAUGAAAAUUUAUCCGAGAAAAGAUUAUCACUUCAAGAGAAAUAUCUUGAUGAAUAUAAAUCAAAUUUUAAUAGAAUCCAAGAAGAAAUAAUACAAAUUCAAGAAUCAAUUAAUAAUUAUAAAGAACUUUAUAAUGAUAGAAAUAAAACUGAAAAGAUAAUAAUAGAAUUGAAAACUGAAAAUAAGAAAUUAAUUGAAGAAAAUAAUAAAUCAAAUAAAGAUAUUCAACAAUUAAAAGAAGAGAAUAAACAAUUACAACAACUAUUGAAUGAUAGAGAUAAACAACUUGAAGCUGUAAAUCUAUCAUUUGGUCAACACAUAUCAUCCACUUCAAAGCAAUUUAAUGAUUCAUAUACCAUUAUCAAUAAAUUAGAAGAUCAAUUAACAAAACAAAUUAAACACUAUGAUGAUCUAAAUAAUAUUGAUAAUAUUGAAAUAAAUUUAGAUAUAACCAGUAAUAAUAAUUCUAAUCCAAAUUAUUUUCAAUAA
Molecule: messenger RNA, 777 nt
Organism: Dictyostelium discoideum AX4
Lineage: Eukaryota; Evosea; Eumycetozoa; Dictyosteliales; Dictyosteliaceae
Exons: 3
Coding region: 1-777 (258 amino acids)
Source: RefSeq, a predicted model, not a curated record